AGGGCGAGCUUAUCAGUGUCCCGGCCCAGCCCCUGCUCACACACAUAUAUAGGUCAGGGAAGGAGAGCUGGACACCCAGACUGUCAGAGAGCUCCAGAGAGGUCACUCACACCCUUCAGGAUGAAAGCUGUGGUGCUGGCAGUGGCUCUGGUCUUCCUGACAGGGAGCCAGGCUCGGGUCUUCUGGCAGCAAGAUGAACCCCAAUCUGAAUGGGACAAAGUGAAGGAUAUCGCUACUUUGUAUAUGGAUGCGGUCAAAGAUGGCGGCAGAGAAUAUGUGUCCCAGUUUGAAUCCUCCGCCUUGGGCAAACAGCUGAACCUGAAACUCCUGGAUGGCUGGGACACUCUGGGUUCAACCGCUGGUCAACUGCAGGAACAGCUGGGUCCAGUGACUCGGGAGUUCUGGGAUAAACUGGAAAAAAAAGCAGAUGGGUUAAAACAGGUGAUGAACACGGAGGUGGAGGAUGUGAAGCAAAAGGUGCAGCCCUUCCUGGAUGAAUUCCAGAAGAACUGGCAAGAGGAGGUGGCGCUCUACCGCCAGAAGGUAGAGCCUCUGUGCGCCGAGCUGCACGAGAGCACGCGCCAGAAACUGCAGGAGCUGCAAGGGAAGUUCGGCCCUCUGGCGGAGGAGUUUCGCGACCGCAUACGCCAACGCGUUGACUCGCUGCGCGUACAGCUAGCGCCCCACGGCGACAAGUUGCGCGAGGACCUGGCCCAGCGCCUGGCUGAGCUCAAGGACAACCCUACCCUGAUCGAGUACCACACCAAGGCCAAGGACCACCUGCAGGCAAUUCGCGAGAAAGCCACACCCGCGCUGCAGGACCUGACCCAUAGCCUGGUGCCCAUGCUGGAAACACUUAAGACCCAAGUCAAGAAUGCAGUCGACAAGGCCAGCGAGAAGCUGUCCUCCUGGUGAGGCGCCCGCCUCCACUCCCCUCCCCUGCAUUGGCUUUCUUACAAUAAACCUUUCCAAAGUGGAA
Messenger RNA from Grammomys surdaster, 979 nucleotides. RefSeq names its product apolipoprotein A1 (gene Apoa1). NCBI's taxonomy places the organism in Eukaryota, Metazoa, Chordata, Mammalia, Rodentia, Muridae. The coding region runs from base 121 to 915 and encodes 264 amino acids. Gene Ontology annotation, cellular component: extracellular region. Gene Ontology annotation, molecular function: lipid binding; high-density lipoprotein particle receptor binding. Gene Ontology annotation, biological process: lipoprotein metabolic process; lipid transport. The transcript has 4 exons. The record is from RefSeq and is a predicted model, not a curated record.